Messenger RNA from Mercenaria mercenaria, 1058 nucleotides. RefSeq lists its product as uncharacterized. The record is from RefSeq and is a predicted model, not a curated record. The coding region runs from base 121 to 894 and encodes 257 amino acids. The transcript is spliced from 4 exons. NCBI's taxonomy places the organism in Eukaryota, Metazoa, Mollusca, Bivalvia, Venerida, Veneridae.
UAACGUAAACAAUAUAUCCAUUGCUUACGUCAAUUCUGAUCAGCAUGUACAGGUAUAUAAGGACUCAAACGUUUCAAUUUCACAAAUAAAUCUGCGAUCAGCAACAUAAAUUAAGACAAGAUGGUGCCUUUACGAGAUAUAAUUGUUGUUGUCCUGUCAGUGUAUUACAGUGUGAACAUUUGCUUUGGUUACCAUUCAUGCAAAGAUCUUAAACAGUAUAAUACAAACCUUCAAAGUGGAGAAUAUUUGAUGUACAACGGCAAAGGUCAGACAUACAAAGCAUUUUGCGAAUUCCACGGGACUUACGGAUACAUGUUCAUCUCUAAAAAUGCUGGCGUCGAAAUCAAGCUGGACCUGAUAAAUCCUGACACCCAUGAGGUUCUUGUGAGACAUGCGCGCUCCAACGGGAAGCAAUACGAUACCAAUAUGAGACAAAUAUCUUCAAAGUAUUCAGUACCGUUAAGUAUUCAAUAUAGCAAAUAUGUCAAUUAUGCCCGUCCACUUAACUCUAAUACAAUGGGACCAUUUCUUUAUUUAGGGUUUCUGCCUCGAUCUAUUGCAAAUCAAAAGUCGAAACAAGGUUACAGUGCCAAUGGAAAGGAUUUCACGUUUACAAAUUGCGACAGAAAUCCUAACAGUUAUUUGGCUUUCUUUUUUAACCCAAGUAACGGAAAUCCAACCAACUAUCAUUUGCGCUGCUGUUACAGUAAGCUCAUGCAGGACUGGAUAAACGAAGGUCAAACAGCGCCAAACAAAAGAGAAAGUCAUCUUCCCCAAAGCUACUUCUUCCAGUUUGAAAUGCACAUGGGCGGUUGUGGUGGAUAUGCAAUCAAUGGGUAUAACAAAUUAAGCAACAUUUGCGGAGCAGCGUUGGGCAUGCGCUUCAGUCUCUAAGCUGGAUGAACAGUGUUGAAAAUAUUUUGCUGUGCAAAUUGUGGUGUGUUUUCUGUGUUUGUCUUACUACAACAGACGUUAGAGUCAAUAUGUUUAUACAUGUAUUAUGGUGUAUCUGUUAUAAUAAAUAAAUAAUAAAAAAUAUAUAUAUGUAGGCUACAUUA